Messenger RNA from Acanthoscelides obtectus, 4082 nucleotides. The record is from the annotation of a GenBank genome assembly. NCBI's taxonomy places the organism in Eukaryota, Metazoa, Arthropoda, Insecta, Coleoptera, Chrysomelidae.
ACUGCGUAACACAAUGGAGCGUGUUCGGAUCAUCGCUCGAAGUGCAUAAAGCACGUUCAAACAACAAAUCGAGCCUAUUUGAUUUGAAUCGUUGACAUAUCAUGGAAGUACUGAUAAGAUAAAGGAAUAUGAAAAAAAACGAUAUAUUGAAUGAAAAUAUCGAUAUAUAAAAAUAAUCGAUAUAUCGUUGCCAUCUCUACUCCUAACCCAAUUUUAUCUCUCUGUGUCUGUUAUCGUGUUAUCCUUUCUGUUAUCUUUUGUGAUGCUAUCCGUGUUAUGCGUUUAGAGAUUUGGAAUUUGAGUUUUUAGUUUUUGAAUGGUUUUUAUUGUUUUUAGCUGUUCACCCUGGCCGCCAGGUUCUAAGAGCUUUUGAAACAAGUAUUUCUAGACUGUUACUCUAGCAUCAUCAUAAAACAAAAUAGUUGUUUCAGGAAUACAUGAUGCUGUCCACAGAUAAUGCUAUUAGCCUCCUGGAAAAUGGGUUAUUGGGGGUACCGAGAUUCAACCUUGCUGAAGCAAAAAAAGUAUCUGAAGUAUUUCGAAACCUAUUAAUAUCCUGUAGAAUGUCUAUGUCAACUGUAAAGGAAGUGGACUGUGUUGAAUUGGAUUUUAUUUUGAGGGAUAUCAAAAAACAAAUAACAGAGAUAUUAAAGGAAAAUGAAGGGAAACAAAUGUUUAUAUCUAAUUACUAUAAGUGUAGUAAAUGUGAUGUUAUAAUAUACACUGAUGAUAAGAAAAAUGUGUGGGAAUAUCUUCAGUGUCAUAGUCAUUUUGAAGAUAUGUAUUGUGAAGCUUUGACUUACUCCACUGAAUUUAAAACUGAAGGACCUGAGUUGUCUUUAAAUGACAGUAAUAUCGAAAAUAUGACUGACAUCGAAGAGGAAAAGAGCAAUCUUUCUGACAGUGAAAUACAUGUUGAUACCACUGUGGUUGAUAUGGAGAUUGACAUGAAUGAUGUAGGUUCAUCUGGUGUAUUAGAUGAAAAUGGUCCUGAUAAUGAUGUUAACAGCUUCAGAUUUAAUUUUGAUUUACAUUAUGACGAAACUAUAUCAUCAAAACUUUAUCCUCAAGGACUUGAAAAAGCUGUUCAAAAAAUUGAUAGGUGCAAAGAUCCGACAAUUCAAAGAAUUAGUGGUUCUAGAGUUGUUUGCUUAUUAUGCGGUGUUAAUAUCAAUUCAAGAACUAGAAUUUCCAAGGCCGCCAUUUUAGAUCAUGUAAUGGGUCAGAAACAUCUCGGCCUUUCUUUUUCUGAACAAAAUAUUGACGCAUUGAGAAGAUACCAUGAACUGUGGUUAAAUUUUGAUUGCAACUAUCAGGCUCAUCAGGUGUUUUUUCUGCCUAGAGGCUACAGUUUAGCAUGUAGGCUGUGCAAGACAAUGGAGAAAGCAUGUGUAAAGUAUGACUAUACAAUUGUGAGAAAUCAUAUUGAUUCUGAGACCCAUAAAAACAGGCUAAUAAAAAUUACUGAAACUAAUCCUAAAUUGUAUUACUUAGCCUAUGAGCAAGCACAGGUCUACAAUAUGUCUAAUGAGGAGAUGGACAAGAUGUUUAAUCUAUCCACUGAUGGCAAAAGUAAAAAGAAGUCUGAGAAACAACAUAACAAGAACAGUGAUUCAGAUUCAAGUAUUUCAGCAGAUCCAUCAAAUGAAGUAACUUCUAAAGCUAAAUCCGAAAAGGGAAAUAAACUUGAAAUAAAAUCGCACAAUAUAAUAAAAUCGGUGGGUGCCGAGGGAAGUAAUCAUGUGCUGGAUCUUCUACCGAAUCGUUUUAAAAAUCAUCAUCUAUUCCUGCUUGUUACUGCGGACGGAAUCCAGUGUAAAGCGUGUGACGUGACAUUAAAUAAAGAUGUAGAUGUAGUGAGGAAACACAUUAAGAAUCUGCAACACUAUAGAAUGACUGGAUUAAAACCAGAAAAAUAUGAUUACUACUGCGAAAUUUGUAACAUCAAGAUAGAAGCCGAGGAUUUGUGGCAGAAGCAUUUUGAAAUUGGACCCAAUAAUCACAUUAACAUGGCAGAAAGUCGAAAACCAAGAGUAACCGAGUAUGAAUGUACAGUCUGCAACACAGUCAUUUUUGGAGACGAGCUGUCAUUAGCUCGACAUUUGUCCGUGAAAUCAGGAAAGAAAAAGAAACAACAGAAAGAAAUGAAACUGCCUGAUGCUGUUAAGAAAAUGUUUCUGUCCAAAGAAUUCAUAAAUUUCCAGUCAAGAAAUCUGACUAACGCAGCAAAUCAGACGGCAGAAAGUAGCGACUGCACACAUUACUGCUGUGAAAGAUUAGAAGCAGCUCUCAGUACCUUUUUUCCAGAUUGCAAAGCAUUUCCCUUCGGAUCUAGAAUUUCUGGCUUGGGACACGCGUUCAGCGAUUUAGAUAUCUUCAUCGAUACCGGAAAUAUGUAUACCGGUACGAAAAAUCAAGAUACUCAGAGUCAAGCUACAAUUGUACGAAAAGUAGCUAACCUGCUGGGCAAGUCUAAACUAGAGUUUCAAGAUAUUUCGAGAAUAGUUGGAGCUAGAACACCAAUCGUACAAGUCUUCCACGCUCCCACAAAUAUUGAUUGUGACCUGUCCUUCAAACAUGGUUUGAGUGUAGAGAACACAAACUUUUUGAGAUUUUGCAUAGACCUGCAACCAAUCACACAACCAUUGAUUUUAAUCAUAAAGGAAUGGUCAGAAAUGAAUAAUUUUAAGGAACAUGAUCACGUGUCUAACUAUGCGUUGUCAAUGAUGGUAAUUUUUUAUCUACAAACCGAGCGGCACUUGUUGUCUAUAAAGAAACUGAGGGAACUCAACAAGGGAUCAAAUCCAGUUAUAAAUGGUUGGGAGGCAGUUAGUUAUAAAAUCCCCUUAAGCCAAAUGCUACAGUAUGUGAAACCAUGUGACAAGAGCAUUACAGAGCUCUUAAAGGAUUUCUUUAAUUACUACAGUACAUUUCAUUAUGAUACUGAUGUGAGUAUAUAUGUUGUCAAGCUUUAUUCUCCUUGCAUAUGUUUCAUUCAUUCUAUUAGAUCAUCUACAAGAGGGCCAUUGCAGAAAAACUUGUAUACGUUUCAGAAAAACGUGACAAUAUUUUUAGGAUAAAAAAGGACAUCCAAAAAUAAUGAAAAAAGUUACUAUAAAUGUAGAUCCUAAAAUGUGCGAUUACCAAGAUGUUGUAAAUCUCUACGCCCCUAAUGAGGAUCAAUAAGGACAAAACAUAAACAUUGUCCAAAUAACCCUAUAAGUUCCUCUUAUUUCAUUAGGAUCGCAGGUGAAUAAAUACUCUUUCAAACGGAACCAAGAAAAUCGGUGCAGCCAAAAGUUAUAAGACUUUUUCUGAAAUGACAUUCAACCAUUUACCCACGUUACACAACAAUUUAUCUUUGCCAAUUUUUAUCAUAAUUUUUUUUAACCGAUAGCUCUAGGUUGAGCGAUUGCCGAGAUACAGCCGACGUACUUUAUUAUUGGGCCACCCGGAACAUAUGAGCUUUUCUGUAGAAGUAUUUCACAACAGAAUUAUAUUCUUGGGGAUAAAUGCAAAUGCCCCUCAUUCAGAUAUGCAAAAAAUGUUACUGGUAUGGUUAUAUGAAAAUCUUCAAAAAACAUUUGUGUUAAAUUUGCUGCAGCGCUUACAUCUCUGGACAGAAAAAAAUAGUCAUUUCGAAAAAGAAUAGUAGGAUAGUAUAACAGAUAUUACUGAAACUGUUGAACAUUGUUGGUUGUUGUCCACAAAGAUUUAACUUUUCUGCAAAAGUUGCAAUAUAAAAUUAACAACUGCAGCAAAUUUGGCAUACGACUCAUUUCAAAGGUAUUUUUAUUCCCUACAAUUCCUCCAUGGACCCCUUUUAUCAGUACUUGAUAGUUCUUUUAAUAUUAACGAAAAAGUGAUUUUUUACAACUUUGACGUUUAGUAAAAAAGUUGCUCAAAUAUGUAUCUUUAGAAGAGAAGCAAUUUAACCUCAAUGAUUCCGUUUUAAACUUCAUCUACAGACUGCCCAUAUAGCAUGUCAAUUUCUCCUAUGGAGAUAGAAUACAUAAGAGAUCGUAUAAAAAAUAUCCUAUGGGGCCCCUAAAGAACGCUUCUGAUAAUCGGUUUUUCUCAAA